Messenger RNA from Physella acuta, 2551 nucleotides. RefSeq lists its product as uncharacterized. The record is from RefSeq and is a predicted model, not a curated record. NCBI's taxonomy places the organism in Eukaryota, Metazoa, Mollusca, Gastropoda, Physidae.
AUGAAGGAACCAGUUGUAAAGAAAGUAAAGAAAAACGACGAAGCGUCCUCUUCAAAGAAAAUACAAGGAAAACCGGAAUGGUGCCGAUGUGGAUUCUGCGAUCUAAAUGAAGACAGAAAUGAAGUGUGUUGCUAUGACCUUCACAAACUAGUUGAGGAUAACUAUAACAAUAAGAAAAAGAAAAAAGUCCUUGAAGCAGAGAAAUGCAUGACCAAGUGGUCAAAACUGACCAAAAGUGUUCUGAGUAGACUCUUUCUUGAGAGAGAACCUAACUGGAGGUUAUACAAGCUAGAGACCAACCCAACCGACGAUCCAAAAGCAUUGUAUCGACUAGGCUGCUGCAGUUUUAGAACCUUUGUUAACGCAGAAUUCACGACAGAGAAAACCAUAGCCUUGCCUUCUUGUGUCAUCAAAAAACUCAGGUCACUUUGUGUGGUUAAAAAACCAGAUAAUCAUUCAGAGACGAAGGCUGUUCUUACAAAUGAUUUGGACAUAAUUUUCGACUUGCUGAAAAGCUAUUGGCUAACAGUUACAAAGCUCACAAAGCAAAAUUUACUUCUGGCAUACUUUUUCAAAGAUACAAAUACUAUGUUUCCUUGGUUUGAACGUAUAAAAGAAGGUAAACUUCUAGGAUAUCUAAAUACAGACAUCAGUAAGCAGACAUUGGCUAUGGCGAUAAGUGAAGAAUCUGGUAUUGCAGCAGUGAACCAUACUUUGACAUUAGCCUGCCUGAUUUUAGCAUACAACACUCACUUUAUUGAUGCAAUCAUUGAGGAGAGUAAGGAAAACCAAAGCUUUGCAGGACUAAUAACUAACAUUAAAGCUAUUUCUCAUGAAAUCAGCUAUUUGAAAAACUUUAUUCGACCCAAAAGCAGCUUGAGGGAUGACGUAAUAGACAGUUUGAAAAGAGCAAUUAAUAAAAUUGACAUCACGUCAGAAUAUAAUUUUGACAAGAAAUUUAUAUCUGAAAAAGGUUUGAUUGUAUUUGACAUAGAUAUUUUAUGCGUCAUUUUAGGAUUAAGAAGCGAAUUUGGAAAAUCUUUGAAGACAAUAAACAUUGAUAUUUGGCCACAUCAAAGAGAAUCUUAUCACGUGAUUAAUGCUAUUGAAUUAAUGAGUCAGCAUCAGUGUCGUAGAGGUCUGGCAAAAAAAGAAUUAUUUAACAUGGGUUUUACUGAAGAGACGGCUGCGUUUAUUGUGGGUAACAUACCAGAGGAAUUGAGCACUCACCAAUCGCCUCUUUACUGGGCAACUGUGCACAUUGAAAACAUGUUCCAAAACCAUCCACUUCUGACACAGUGUAAUGACUAUCCUUUUGCUGUUGAUGAAAAUGUAUUUCCACCACAAUCUAUUCGUCUCCAAAGGACAUCAAGACAACAAAGCUCUGCGGAUAUUCAAGUCUUUAACGUGUCGAAUAUAGAAGAACGAACAAUACACUCUAAAAUUAACAGGUUCAUUAUACAAAGUGCUCCUGCAGCGAACUCCCAAUAUUUUCAUGGCACAAGCCACGAAAAUGCUGUUAAUAUUUUAAGGAAUGGCAUUAUUUUAAAAAGAGGUAAAAGAGCUCAAGACUUCUCGGAUGAUGACGGGUUUUACCUGUCAUACGUGUUUUCCCAUGCCAAAACAUGGGCCAGAGAGAAAUCAAGCAAGCCCGCUGUCAUAGUAUUUAGUGUCCCAAACACGCUGUUCGAAAGGCACAUGGGGCUUGAUGUUUCCAGUGCACAUUUCGAUACUGAAGAAACUGUAUUGAGAAAACAAAGGGAAUGGAGAGAAAUUGUUAAAUAUUGCCGAAAUGGAUCAGAAGGGCCCGCACCAGAAAACUUUGAUAAUUAUUGUUACAUAAUCGGCAACAUAAGCGUUAAUGGUAGCUUUGUUAAAGAAAUUCCAACACAAAGUGAAAAUAAACAACUUUGUAUAAAAAGUAAAGAAUUUGCAGAAGAAUUUCAAGAAACGAGAAACAUUGUCUGUGUUAUUUUCUACAAGACGAAUUACGCCCCUCUACAAUAAAAGUCUUUAAAUUAUGUAAAUGAUCUUGAUGUUGACAGCAACAUAAGAAAGUUAUUCAGAAAGUUAUAACUUCUCGACUGUGAAAAUAUGUUUUGUAUAUUGUUUACAUCAUCUAAAGAAAAUUUAGUGUACAUUAGAUCAAAGCAUAAUAUCAAUUUCUUUUCCUUUUCCAUUCCUCGACAUUUUUUUACUCUGCAUUUUUAAUAUAUUACAAUGUUUUUUUUAUUUCACUAGUUUAAAGUGGAAACUGUUUAAUGUUGACUAGCACAUUGAUGGUACGUUGUACUAAAAGAUUGAUGCUAUACAUAAAAUGGUUAAUUAUUUGCAUGAAUUUAAAAUAGAAAAAAGUGAAGUAUAUAAAGCAUGCUAUCUUUAAGCUUUUGUAAGAUAAGUUUAAUUGUGUCUUUUCUCUUAUAACAAAGCUUUUUAAAAUUUAAAUGUCUUAAACUAGAAUUAAAUUCCUGGCUUUUAUCAGUGUGUAGCGAUCAUAUACAAAUUAGUUGCAUGUGAAUAUAUAUAUAUAUAUAUAUAUAUAUAUAUAUAU